AUGCCUCAGCCAUUACGGCCAACAGAUAGCUUCAACUCGUCCACGGCGACCAUUGUACCUGACAAACGAAGGGCUGACUCCAACAACAGCCGAUUUUAUCCUCAAGGAGUGCCCCAAUCCCGAGCUCUCGUCAGCACAAGUAGCUUGGAAAGGCAUAUUAAUUCUGCGUUGAGAGUCAAUGCAGGUGGUGAUGAUGGGAUGAUAGGGUUAUUACAUACUCAGACGCAAGAUAUGGGCGGAAACGGGCUGUCAGGUCUAAGCUUUAUGAGAGAAUUUAUCCAACUUCCACCGGAAGAUAAUCCACAACCACAAUCAUCCUCCUCCCAAACUCCAUCUAUACCUUCUCUUCCCCAGCAGACCAACUUUAUUCCCAAUACUCACACUUUCGAACCCGUACCAUCUCCUCAUUUCGCUCCUCCCAGCUCAACAUUCGAUCCAAUUCCUCUUCCACACGCAAAUACAUUCGCAACACUUACUUCACCCGUUGAACCCAGCCCCAAUGGUCCUUCAGACUACUUCAGGCCAUCUAGUGUUAAUUCGUACCACUCACAUGCCGCAUCGUCGGUCGACGCAUCAGAAUACUACAGCACAACAGAUAUGGAUACCGACGACGACGACUUGGCGUCCAUCCACGACGUUCCUCCUCUAGCUGUCAAAUCAAAUAUAGGCGAUUUGGGUAUGGGUAACAUCCAUUUAGAAAACAACAAUCACAAAGCGGAUAUCCUAAAUUGGAUGAAUUAUCAAACUCACACUCAAGAUCAACGUGGUAGUAUAUCACCUAAUGAGAUCAAAACCCAAAGUCAGGUCGUAUCGCCUUCCGUGAUAAAUCAUCCUCCUCCUGCUCGACGUGUAUCUUCUUCUGCAUCUAAGACGGGUAGAGCCGUUUCAAAUGUAGCUGGACCAUCGAAAGGUAGGAGGUCCACUACGAAGCGUGUGAUAGGUACGACGGAUGAAGAGAAAAUUAGAUUGGACAAAUUGGAACACCGAAGAGAUAUCAAUCGUCGAUCAGCUCAGAAACAUCGACUACAACGUAAGAAGGAUAUGGAGAUUCUCACCCAACAAUUGGCUGAGAGAGAUGCGCGGAUUCAUCAAUUACAGAGGGACCUGGAGGUGGAGAAGGCUAGGAAUGAUCAGUUGAGGAUUCUGAUGAAUAACAGAUUGGCUAAUUCGGGCGGACAAGGAGCAAAUAGCGGAUGA
Molecule: messenger RNA, 1197 nt
Organism: Kwoniella botswanensis
Lineage: Eukaryota; Fungi; Basidiomycota; Tremellomycetes; Tremellales; Cryptococcaceae
Exons: 4
Coding region: 1-1197 (398 amino acids)
Source: RefSeq, a predicted model, not a curated record